Messenger RNA from Metarhizium brunneum ARSEF 3297, 981 nucleotides. RefSeq lists its product as uncharacterized. Lineage: Eukaryota; Fungi; Ascomycota; Sordariomycetes; Hypocreales; Clavicipitaceae. The record is from RefSeq and is a predicted model, not a curated record.
AUGGGGUCCUCUGAAAGCCGGGCAACAACCCCUCCGGCGUCUCACACACAGCGAGCAAGAGUGCCCCGACCGCAGAACAGCGCUGUUCCCAGCUCCAACAACAAAGCCAUGCAGCAGAGGGAGAUCCUGCGAGAAACGGCCAGGGAGACGCUGGCUGCCGUGCACAGCGUCCAGAGCCAGCUGCCGUCCGUCGACCUGGGCAUGUCGACAAAGUACUCGUUCAACUCUCUGCGACGCCUCGGGCCAAACCAAGGCGUCGGCCUCCCCCAGCGCACCACCAUCCAAGUCGUCAACGAGGACACUCUCAACGCGGCCACCAAGCUGUCGGCGUCGGCGCGUGCUCACGGCAGCAGGCCCCCGAUCGUGGUCAACUUUGCCAACGCGCGCACGCCCGGCGGGGGCUGGCUGAACGGCGCCGUGGCCCAGGAGGAGGCCAUUUGCUACCGCAGCUCGCUGGCCAUCAGCCUCAACCCGCACCACUAUCCCCUGGCCGCCGACGAAGGGAUAUACAGCCCGAGCGUGCUCGUCCUGCGCGGGGACAUGGCCUCGGGGCACCAGCUGCUGGUCCCCCAAACGCCUCUCGCCGACCUGCCCCUGGUCAGCGCCGUCACCAUCUCGGCCAUCCGCCAGCCCGCGGUGCGGACUUUUCAGCUGGGCCGCGGCGCGGCGCGGCUUCCCGCGCACCAGCAGGUACAGCGUGUGUACGCCCGCGACAGGGACCGCUCCCUCACCAAGGCCAAGAUGAGGUUGGCGCUGCGCAUGGCGGCCCUCCACGGCCACGACAUGCUUGUUCUCGGCGCCUUUGGCUGCGGCGUCUUUGGGAACCCCCCGGAUGAUGUGGCCCACUGUUGGCUGGAGGUGCUGCGGGAGCACGAGUUUACCGGCAACCGGUGGCGCGAGGUGUGGUUUGCCGUCUUUGAUCCGGACAACCGGGGCAACUUUGAGACGUUUCGCCAAGUACUGUCCGGAAAGAAGGUUUGA